AUGGAGAAGGAUGGAUAUUAUGUCAACGCACAGAGUACCAACAAGUUAGCAUGCAAGGGUCGCAGUGCAUUCCCAUAUAUAUCAAGUAAAAAUUCAGAGUCGUCCAGAAAUAGCUAUGUAAAGAUUUAUGUUGUAAAGGACCUGACAACUCAGCCAGAUGUUGCCAGGUCAACACGUGAUUCAUUCCAACAGUGUGAAGCACUUCCCUAUGAUGGCACAGAUCACCAUUAUUCUCCUUCGGAACCAGAAGAGGAAACCAACGAGGUUGAGAGACACAGAACAGGAAUUCAGGAGACUCAUUUGAAAGCUCAAACACAAACAGAUCCUUCAAGAACAGAAUACCUUGAGUUGAAUGAGGUUAUAAAUACAGAACAAAUGUCUCAGUUGGUGUCCUGUGAAACCAAACUCCGUGACCAAUGCAAGGGAACAACGUGCAAUAGAUAUGAAUGCCCAGCUGGUUGUUUGUACAGUAAGGGGAAAGUCAUUGGAACAUUGCAUUAUGAAAUGCAAUCAAGUAUUUGUAGAGCAGCGAUGCAUUAUGGAGUACUCGACAAUGAAGGGGGCUGGGUCGAUGUUACCAGACAAGGAAGGAAACCAUUCUUCAUAAAAGCCAAUAGGAAUGGGGUUCAAUCAUAUGGUAAAUACAGAGCUGCCAAUUCAUUUACCAUUUCCAAAGUAACAGUCCAAUCUGCUAACUGCGAGACAAGAGGACAUCAAAUGUGCACAUUCAAGAAACCAGCCUCACAUUGUCCAAGGUACAUCAAUGGUGCAUGA
This is a messenger RNA of Rhincodon typus (whale shark), 774 nucleotides long. Its product is annotated as cysteine-rich secretory protein LCCL domain-containing 1. Bases 1 to 774 code for a protein of 257 amino acids. The transcript is spliced from 8 exons. The record is from RefSeq and is a predicted model, not a curated record. Lineage: Eukaryota; Metazoa; Chordata; Chondrichthyes; Orectolobiformes; Rhincodontidae.